This is a messenger RNA of Pundamilia nyererei, 1979 nucleotides long. Its product is annotated as G-protein coupled receptor 56-like. The record is from RefSeq and is a predicted model, not a curated record. The coding region runs from base 51 to 1640 and encodes 529 amino acids. NCBI's taxonomy places the organism in Eukaryota, Metazoa, Chordata, Actinopteri, Cichliformes, Cichlidae. Gene Ontology annotation, biological process: cell surface receptor signaling pathway; adenylate cyclase-activating G protein-coupled receptor signaling pathway. The transcript is spliced from 14 exons. Gene Ontology annotation, cellular component: plasma membrane. Gene Ontology annotation, molecular function: G protein-coupled receptor activity.
UGUCACUUCUGCUGUGUUCUCUGUCCUAAUGAACUGAUUUCCACAGCAACAUGCAAAGGAAGAAGAGCUGGAUAUUCUGGUGGCUGAUGUCUUUUGUGUCUUAUGAAAUGCUUUAUGAGAAUUGGGUGUCAGGACAGGGUUCCUGUGAGACUAUGUGCAAUAUAACAUCUAACAUAGGUCGUAAUCAUACAGAGUGUUGUAUGGAUUAUACAGACAAGGUUUUGAGAACUGGAAACCGCACUGACGCUAUGACAGCCAUUAGGACUCUAGAAAGUGUUCUAGAGAGAACAGAGGUGAAUGUGAGCAUGCAAGUGUGUGUCAAAACUUUUGUGGCGCUUCUGCACAAACCCAAUGAUACCUUUGGAGGCCUUAAAAUUUAUGCUGAUGACACACAGGUAACACCAGAUGUGCCUCUUCUCAACAGUAAAGUCCUUGUCCAGCUGCCAAGAGAACUGGAUGCUGGACCGAAUAACAAGAUUGUGUUCUGCAUGUUUAAAUGGCCUAAAAUGAACGAGAGCAUUUUUGAAAGCCCACAUGAAGUAUAUGAUCAAAGACUGGUUGGUCUGAGUGUGCAGAACAAGGAGAUAUCAGGACUGCAGGAGCGCAUCAACAUCACGAUGGAGUUUACCAAGAAAAUCGACGAAACUCAAAAACCCUCGUGUCAUUUCCUUAAUUAUUCAACAUGCAAUUUUAGUGAGGAUGGCUGCCUCACACACUGGACACGUGGUCAGACUAACAUCACCUGUUCCUGUAACCACCUCACAUACUUUGGCGUCCUCAUAAUACCUGAUCCUUCCAUCACAAAGAAAGACCAAGAGAUUUUAACACACAUUACUGUGAUCGGCUGUAGUAUUUCCCUUUUUGCUUUGGUCAUAGCCAUUUUGCUCUUUAUUACAAACAGAAAACUCAGACAAGAUGUCUCUAUGAAGGUCCACAUCAACCUUGUAAUUGCCCUGAUGCUCCUCAACCUGCACUUCCUGCCCAGUCAGGCAGCGGCAGCAGGGUCCUCCUCUGGACUUUGCUUAUACAUGGCUCUUUUACUUCAUUAUUCUCUGCUGGCCACUUUCAGCUGGAUGGCCCUGGAAGGUUUCCACUUAUAUCUUCUCCUGGUCAAAGUCUUCAACAUCUAUGUCAAGAAAUACCUGCUCAAACUCAGCGUGGUGGGAUGGGGCGUCCCUGCAGUGAUUGUGUCAGUGGUGGUGAUCAUAGACAGAAAGUUUUAUGGUCAGGUUGCUCUGGAAACAUCUAACUCUACAAUAUGCUAUAUAACCAAUUCCUACGUGAAAAUAUGGACUACAGUGGUACUGUUCAGCUUGGUGUUCCUUUUUAAUGUAAUCAUGUUUGGGGUGACAAUCAGACGUGUUUUGAUUCUCCACCACACCAGAGAGUUUGGGCAGAAUAACCUUGAAAAAACAAAGAAAGACAUUUGCUCCCUGGCUGGAGUCAUGACUCUGCUCGGCAUUACCUGGGGCCUGGUCUUUUUCUCAUUUGGCCUCCUGACCACUCCUGCCCUCUACCUCUUCUGCAUCUUGAACUCACUGCAAGGUUUCUUCAUCUUCCUUUGGUUUGUGAUGUCACUGAUAAAGGCUAAAACCUCAGCUACUAAGAUGAGCAGUGAAACACGCAGCACUAACGGCUAGUUUAAACACUAGUAGCAACAACUUAAUAAGAGUCUGUGUGUGUCAGUAUAAUUCAUAUUGUAAUACAGUGACAACAUGAUUAUGUCCUCUUUAAAUCAUGAUGUUUAUUUAUACAACAGCACAUACAACAGUUUAUUUAUACAAGGCAGGUGAGCGAGAGUGAAUAUUAAUGUUAUGUUUGAAACUUUAUUGAUGAAAUACCUAAAAUCUUUGUGGUGAGGAAUUAAUCUCUCCUAAGAGCAACUUAGAGGAUGUGUUCCCUUUGCAUUGUAAGCUUUUCUAUAUAGCUUAUAACUAUAUGGUUUAUAAUUUAUGUCUCCCAUAUUUCCAACAAACAUA